This is a messenger RNA of Osmerus eperlanus (European smelt), 6643 nucleotides long. RefSeq names its product zinc finger and BTB domain containing 37 (gene zbtb37). Gene Ontology annotation, biological process: regulation of transcription by RNA polymerase II. Gene Ontology annotation, molecular function: RNA polymerase II cis-regulatory region sequence-specific DNA binding; DNA-binding transcription factor activity, RNA polymerase II-specific; protein binding. The record is from RefSeq and is a predicted model, not a curated record. NCBI's taxonomy places the organism in Eukaryota, Metazoa, Chordata, Actinopteri, Osmeriformes, Osmeridae. The transcript has 4 exons. Bases 514 to 2145 code for a protein of 543 amino acids.
UUCAUCCAGCUCGCUUGACGUCUCAUGAAAAAGGAAAAUGAAAGCGGAGAUGGAAUUCACCGAUUACAAACAUUGGAAAUAAGUUAACAUACACACCGACACCACAAAUGUAACACCAUCGCAGCUAUUUACUGACGACUCGCCAUGAAUUAGAAGCUGUAGACUACGCUAUGAUCUCAUUCUCCAUGCUUUCAAUUGCAUGCCAUGUUGAACUAGCCACCUCCCUGUCGCAAGCAACGCCGGGGUCUAUUCAACUAGGCUUCAUCUCAUCACCGUACUGCAGUACGUUGCAGUGACCGAGAGGAGAACCACGUUUCGGCUGCAGAAUUUGAGUGCCAUCGCGGAGCGGAUAGCAUCUGUUAACACAAUAAAUCGCUUUCUAUUUACUAUGGAAUGUAUACUAUGAUUGCCAUGGUUAUGGUUACUGACAUUGAUAGGCUAGCUAAACUAGCUGACUCAGUUUCAGUGCGUGUCUAGUGUAUCGCAACUGCAUUCCACUAAGGAACCAAGAGAAUGGAUCGAGCAGGCAGUAUUCAACUGGACAUCCCUGAUUUCAGCAAUUCGGUUUUAUCCCAUCUCAACCAGUUGCGUAUGCAGGGACGCCUAUGUGAUAUUGUGGUUAACGUGCAAGGCCAGAACUUCCGAGCUCACAAAGUUGUUCUGGCUGCGAGUUCACCUUACUUCAGAGACCACAUGUCACUCAGUCAGAUGAGCACUGUCUCCCUGUCAGUCAUCCGCAACCCUACUGUGUUCGAACAGUUACUCUCCUUCUGCUACACUGGGAGGCUGUGCCUACAGCUUGCAGACAUUAUCAGCUACCUGACAGCUGCCAGCUUUCUCCAGAUGCAGCACAUCAUUGACCACUGUACACAGAUCCUGGAAGGCAUACACCUGAAGAUCAGCCUCUCAGAUGUAGAAGAAGAGCUUGGUGUUGAAGCGGUGGCACAGUGCCACAAGGGUUCAAGUAAGACCCUGUUGUCUGUGAAAGGAGGAGGACUCGAUGGGGGUAUGUCAGGGGACUCCAUCUCCCUGAGACCAAACCACACCAACCCUAGGGUCCUUGGCCAGCGCAGUGGUAGCUCUGAAGUCGGAAUCGAUAUGUCUGAGGUUGGGAGCCCAGCAGGGGAGUCCAUGAGCCCCCAGAUGGUAGAGCAUAGUGGGCUGGGUCCUGAGGGGCUGGCAGUUGAGGCAGUAACCAGCAGGCUGGGAAAGGAGCCUAUACUACGCAUUAACCGGGCAGGACAGUGGUACGUGGAAACAGGGAUAGAGUCAGAGAGGGGGGGCAGUGGAGAGGAGGGGGAGGGAAUGCAUGUCCGGGUGGGAGUGGUGGAUGGGCGGAGGAUAAAGACAGAGAGGAUGGAGGAGUGGAUGGGGUCUGAACCACAGGAAGAAGGCAGUGGGGCAGAGGAGGCACCAGCUCUAAUUGAUACUUCAAGAUGCAGCUCUAUGGUACAAGAGGGGUUUGUCUCCAGAGCCAUAGCUGCCAAGAGCUCUCUGCCUUCAAGUAGCUUCAGUGAGACGGAAAGGUUUAGCCCUACUGGUAGUGUGGUGGUCAUGGCAGACAGACAGAGAGCCAAGAGUGAGUCUCCCAGCCGAGUGGACGACCAGCACCACUCCACCUUACAGGGGGAGGACCAGGCCGUAUUUGACAUGGGUGGAUAUGAGGAAUACUUGCGCGAGCAGGUCGGGGACCGCUGGUUCCGCUACAACCCACGGCUCACCUGCAUUUACUGUUGUAAGUCGUUCAACCAAAAGGGCAGUCUGGACCGCCACAUGCGCCUACACAUGGGCAUUACUCCAUUUGUCUGUCGCAUUUGCGGGAAGAAGUACACACGCAAGGAUCAACUUGAGUACCAUAUCCGCAAGCACACAGGCAACAAGCCUUUUCAUUGCCACGUCUGCGGCAAGAGCUUCCCCUUUCAGGCUAUCCUCAACCAGCACUUCCGCAAGAACCAUCCUGGCUGUGCCCCUCAGGAGGUAGCCCACAGUGCCUCCCCAGAGACCACCACAGUCUCUGUCACCUCCAGAGGGGUUCACAAUGAGGAGGGUUCACCCAGCCAAGGGCAGCCUGAGGAAGGCAGCAGUGAAGGUACCUCCUUUGGAGAAGGGAUCCAAGCAUCGGUUUCCACUACAGGGCCUGAUUGACAGAGAGAAAAAAUAGACAACAGGGUUAGAGGGAUACAGAGGGUAAGAUUUUGAAUUAUUCAAACCGAAGACAACUGUAAAGGUUUGUAUUAAAGCAGCUUGGACAGAAAAAGUUGAAAAUGUAAGUGAUAGGUUACAAAUCUGUAUGGAAUUACAUUUUUAGAAUCCUUUCAAUUAUACAACAUACAGAAGUUUUGAGCAAUGCAACAGUAGUUUGCAUUGUAAUAAUAUAGAAAACUUUGCAUUACAUAGUGCAUAAAUUAUAUUUACGCUUUAAACCGCAUCUACCUUCACAAAACAGAUAAAGCUAACAUAAGAAAUGCCACAUACUCCAACAACCUCAUAUACCACUGAACACAGUGAUAUUUAUUGUCUAUUUUGCCUUGUCUAUUUUUCUGUGUUACAGUUUUAUACUUUUUACUAUCGAUAUUCAUAAGAUAAUGUGGUUUACUUGUCGGAAUUUUGACAAAUUCAAUUAACUUUGCCAAAAUACUUGAGUAUGAAUAACUGAGUUUCUAAAAAUAAAUUGUUUUUGCCUUGAGACAAUCUUGAGCAAUUUAGGAAUGUGAUCGAUUAUCUGGCUUUCUUUCACAUACUUGCCAAUAUUUAUUGUGCCACAAAGGCUUAAAUGCAACAGAAAAAAGCAUUCACUUUGAAAAAAGACAACAAAAAACUUAUAAUUCUUCUUAACCUCUUUCACCCUGACAUAUUUAAAAUAAAAUAAACAUAUCUCCACAGCAAUUUAUCUGUUAAAGAUUGUGACUUUAGGAUCACAAUGUGGGUAUUUCUAAGCUUGAGCAACAGAUGGCAUGGUUUAUAAUCCUUUGUUUUUUGUUUGUUAGUUUUUUACCCCAAAGAAGGUAUAUUCUAAAUGUGCUAGAUGAUAAAAGUCGGAGAAAGUUCUGAAUUUCUUUAAAUGUUGUCCAUCAAGACAUUUCUUGGGAGAUACAAAUGGUUGUUUAUUCAGGCUUUGAAAAAUAUUUUUACAUAACUUUCAGGUAAAAGAGGUUAAGUAAAGACUAUAGCAGUGAAAAGUUAAUAUAUUGGAAAGAAAUGUAAUGACUUGUCCCUGUGUAAAAUUCAAAUGAAGCCAUAUGCCUUUCAAUGCAUAUUGAAAUUCCAGAACGCAUGAAAACUUGAUUAUCUUCAACCUCAGAUAAGCUACAAUACAUCUGUUACCUCGUCACUACGCAAUACAGCUCUCCUCCAAACAGAUUGGAUGAUGCACUCAAAUUGUUUCUCCAAUUUGUAUGUGCUGGUUAACUGUUAACUAGUUUUAUAAGUGACAUUUUUGCUAGUUGGGUCUUCAAAAUAUUUCUAACUUGUGUAUAUAUAAGGGGGGGGGGGGAACUAGACAAACCUGAGGAGAAGGGACAAAUAAGGCCUUCUGGAAAUUAAUCCACAAACCAAGGAGGCUUCCUUGAAACCAAAGGAAUUGAGUGGACAAGAUUAACUAACUAUGUCUAUCACUUGCAAAGGGGAGAACUAAAACAUAUUUUUAAGAAGUAUGUAAAGCGAUACAGACAUAGUUAAAUAGAACCUAAUUUACUUUUUUGGAUAUUGUUUUUUUUUCUCCAAGGGCAGUAGCACAUUAGAUUGGCUGUUGCUAUUCUUAUUUUUAAAAAGAGCUGUGAAUCAUUUGUGGGUGACUGAGUGAAACAGGUAUUUUGUAACCAAAUGGUGAAAAACAGCUACUGAUAUGUUCACUGUAUGAUUUUGUUUAUUUAUUAUCAUUUUUAUACUGUUACUAGACAGAUCGUUACAGUAUCCCUCAGUCUGUUCUCUUCAGGCAAAACAGGUGCACAUGACACCUGUUUAUAUCAGGUAUAUUUUGUUUACUCUUAAGUUAACACUCCUUUGUAUUAAGACAAAAGUACUGAGUUUUACCCAGAAUAUUGUACUCAAAUGUCACACAUCAUCAAGCUUGAUUAAUCAUCAACAUCUUGUAAACAUGCCUGUAUUAACAUUUCUUUAUGAUGUACCGUAUUUUUCGGAAAACAACCCGCACCCCACCAGAAUGGGAGCUUUGUGUUUGUAAAUCUGAUUAUAACCCACACUGGAAUAUAUGCCGCACUUGAUACGGGAACAAUGAUACCAAGCAAUGCACAAGUAGGCUAUAGGCGAUUUUACAGCAUGCCGUAACACACUUCGGUUGUGGAUAGUAUGUCAAAAUUAUUUUAGAUAUAGUAUAAGUUUAGCUAUCUUGCAAAUCCUGAGGAUAACCUACCGAAGUUGAAUUAGCCAAUGUCGUUAGCGAUGCUAGCUAACGUUGGUUUGCUAGCUGUAUAUAACAUUUCACUGGGUCUUGCAGCUGUUUGAUUUACUGAAAUUAUUAUGAAAUGUUAUGUUCUACUAGCCAUUUGCCUACUUUAGCAAGUCACUGUAUUUCCAAGCCCUGAUACUGUAACUGAGACGACACAGUAAAUAAUUCAUCUUUCAAUAAGCCCCCGUUCCAGUGUAGAGCAUUCAAUUAGCUGCAUGGUCUGUAGAGAUUUUGGGACAAAGGCACUUUUUUGUUCUAAAACCGGUAUAUACGCCGCUUCGAAAUAUAAGCCGUACAACCACAAAACUGUAAAAUCGGGGGACAAGCCUUGGUUUUAUUUCCGAAAAAUACAGUAAAUAGAAAUGCCAUAGCUUUUCUCAUCUUAAACUAAUUUGUGGCAAGCUUGAUAAACAUAUCAGCAUGGUGACAUUCUUUACAAUCUUAGUCUUAGAAUUUAAGGCGAUAUUGACACAUUCAUUCCACAUGCAUUCCUCCUUGCUUUUUAGCUAGGUUCAGCCAUGUGCAUCGAAUAAAUAAUAAAUAUUUUGGUCAACAUUAGUGCAUUUGUUUUUAAGGGCCUUUUUUUAUUUUCUCAGAACACUGCAAUUACUUACAGGUAUGGAUUUACUGAGCCCCCCAAAUGGCAAUGCAUUUUUAUUUGGCGUUUACAAUGCCAAAUAUGACUGAGCUUAUACUAGAAUGUACAUGCAAAUCAUGCCAAAAAUGACUUUGAUGAUGAUUUAAAUUGAGGAACAUCUCACUUUUCUUGGGCUUUUAUAUAUGUCUGUUCUGAGAAUCGUGUCUCAUCAGAUAUUCAUAACUUAUUUUCCAUGUCACGUCUGAAAUAAUUGUUAAUAUGCAAUGACACUAAUGCAUAUUUAAUAAUAUUGUUGUAAGCCACAAAAUACCUACUCAAACAACCUAGAUACAGCACUUUGAAAAAGUAUUGAGCCCUCACUGUUUUACACAAAUAAUUCCCACUACCUUGGACUUUAUGAAUGCCACACUUUAGUAUACUCGCAAUUAUUUUUUUACUUAAACAAUUCCUCUUGAUCAGUGGAACCAUAUCUCUCAGCUAUCGCAGGUAAUACGUCUGUUUCACAAUGUGAAUGCAUAUUUUUCACAAUGUGAUGGAUCAAGAUUUGUCCAUUCCUGCCAGGUUCCCGUGCCAGAUUAGGGAAUGGUCGUGGAGUCCGUUUUAAUGUUUUGCAACAGAUGUUCAAAGGGGUUAAGGUAUGGACUGUGACUGGGCUGCUCAUGGACAUAUAUUUUCUUCAUUUAAGCAACUCCAGUGUUGCUCUGGCUGUGUGAGACAAACUUUGUUACCAUUAAUCCAAGAUUGCCAAAUCCAGAUUUCAGAUUGCUUUUGAAAAGAAUCCAGAGAGCAUGAUUCCAUGAAUACCAUACUUUAGUAUGAAUGGUAUUACCUGGCUGAUGGGCAGUGUUAGAUUAAUGCUACACGUACAUUUCAAGCCAAAGUUAUACUUUAGUCUCAUCAGACCACAAUACUUUUUACCACAUCUUUGAAAUAUCUUCCAGAAGACAUUUUAUGGACAAUCUUUUUCAGCCAAGCCUUUCUUGCCAUAAAGGCACUUUUUGUGCAGAGCCUUGUAGAUUGUUGAACGUCAUUUUGAAUCACAGCAAGGCUGUAGUUUUGUUUUGUUUUUCCACAUACUGAAUGAUAGACUACACUGAGCUCUAAUAUAUGUUCGGUGUCUUUAAGAUUGUGUUGUUGAUCUAUGUUUCUCUAUAAUUUAUCACUCUUUUGUAGACGUUUUGUUUAGUGGAAAAUGUCUGUCGUACCUCACAAAAAGUAUGUAUCCUCUUUAUUAAUGAAACAAUACGUGGUCAAAUAUUGCACUUAAUGAGCGAAGCCUAGUUCAGGCAUGGCACUUGGGCAGUGCGCCUCAUUACGCUCAUUAACUACACCUGUGUUAGCUUGCUUCAAGCCCAUUGGCCCACGUCCAAUAAGGCGGUAUUAUAAUGCAGCACGGAUAUUCCUACACUCACUCCCAGUUGUUGUAUUAUUAUGCUGCUGCCACCCUCCAGCAUCUCUCCCAUGUUGUCUGUGUGUUACUAUCAAGGAGGACUAUUUCUCUAUUUACUUCCUGCCUCAUAUUCUAUGUAUGUUGCUCGCUAAUGCUAGAGGCAGGAAGUGCUUCCCCUAGAUACAUCCAAUCCACUAAUGUCAAACCUAUUUCCAUGUCUAUGUUUAACAAUAAAUGGUCAAAUGAA